AAUAAAAACGAGAAAUUGGUGGCAAAUGGUAUGGUAUUGAAGUCCCUUACUUUGGAUACAUGCUCCUGCGGUGUGGUGUGUAUGAGUGAGAAUUGGAGAAUCAGAGUGAUUGAAGAUGACGAUCACUAUGCAGUCGACGCCGGGAAGCUCUGGGUAUUUGGAUUUGUAUCCAGAGAGAAAGAUGUCCUUCUUUAAGAAUCCUUACAUUCUCGGACUCGCUUCUGUCGCUGGCAUCGGCGGUCUCCUCUUCGGCUACGACACUGGUGUCAUAUCGGGAGCCCUUUUAUAUAUUAAGGAUGAUUUUGAGCAAGUUAGAAACAGUAAUUUUCUACAGGAAACAAUUGUGAGCAUGGCAAUUGCUGGUGCAAUUGUUGGAGCAGCAAUAGGUGGUUGGAUUAAUGAUGCUUAUGGACGAAAGAAGGCCACCCUCUUUGCUGAUGUUGUAUUUACUCUUGGAGCAAUUCUCAUGGCUGCUGCACCAGAUCCUUAUGUUCUCAUAUUGGGACGUCUCCUGGUUGGUUUUGGUGUCGGCGUAGCUUCGGUCACUGCUCCUGUAUAUAUUGCAGAAGCAUCACCAUCUGAAAUACGGGGAUCAUUAGUAAGCACAAAUGUGCUCAUGAUAACUGGUGGACAGUUUCUUUCCUACCUUGUAAACCUUGCUUUUACAGGGGUUCCUGGGACCUGGAGAUGGAUGCUUGGUGUUUCUGGUGUGCCAGCAAUUGUUCAGUUUGUUCUCAUGCUCUUCCUGCCUGAAUCCCCAAGAUGGCUAUUUAUAAAGAAUAGGAAAAAUGAAGCUGUCGAUGUGAUUUCUAAGAUCUAUGACUUGGCUCGCUUAGAGGAUGAAGUCGAUUUCCUAACUGCUCAAUCGGAGCAAGAGCGCCAAAGAAGGAGCAAUAUCAGAUUCUGGGAUGUCUUUAAAUCAAAAGAAAUCAGACUGGCAUUCCUUGUUGGAGGCGGACUUCUGGCAUUUCAGCAGUUUACAGGAAUAAACACAGUCAUGUACUACAGCCCAACAAUUGUCCAAAUGGCUGGAUUCCAUGCUAAUGAGUUGGCUCUUCUCCUAUCCCUCAUAGUUGCCGGCAUGAAUGCUGCUGGAACAAUUCUUGGCAUUUACCUCAUUGAUCAUGCAGGACGGAAAAAGUUAGCUCUUUCGAGUUUGGGAGGAGUAAUUGCAUCUUUGAUCAUCUUGGCCGUGGCAUUUUAUAAACAAUCAUCAUCUUCAAAUGAAGUGUAUGGAUGGCUUGCAGUUUUAGGCUUAGCCUUGUAUAUUGGUUUUUUCUCGCCAGGAAUGGGGCCUGUGCCUUGGACUCUUAGUUCAGAGAUAUAUCCUGAAGAAUAUCGAGGUAUCUGUGGGGGCAUGUCAGCUACUGUGUGUUGGGUUUCAAAUUUGAUCGUCUCAGAGAGCUUUCUUUCAAUUGCGGAGGGUAUAGGGAUUGGUUCUACUUUCUUGAUUCUUGCUGUUAUAGCUGUGGUUGCAUUUCUAUUUGUGCUUCUGUAUGUUCCAGAGACCAAAGGAUUGACAUUUGAUGAAGUGGAAGUAAUAUGGAGGGAGAGAGCUUGGGGUAAGAACCCCAACACACACAGCCUUCUUGAGCAGGGAAGUCAUUCCUAAGGACUAGGCUGGUAGCUGUUGCCACUCAGAAGUUUGUUGCUGCACUUCAUAUGGCGUGAAUUUAAGGCAUCAAGAAUAUUUUGCUGAUAGCCCUUCUACUUGAUUGGAUCCGGCUACUCGAGAUGAAUGAGUCUUUUUUGUUUAUAUAUGGGUUCAGGCUUCUACAUUCUUGUAUUUAGUAAGUAAUACUGCAUUUGAGUGCUGAAUUGAGUUCAGUCUAUGGACAAGUUGCUAAUUCUCUAGUCAUGUGUUCCGUAUCUGAAGUCAUUCCACUGUGCCAAUUUUAUGUAGUUUAUACACGUUGUUUUACUGGGUUGAAUUUGUUUCAUUCUUUGUAUUUAACUAGUUGCUAAAUUUGUUUUGUAAGAGUUACAUGGUUGUUAGUGGAACGAUUUUUAUGAUAUGAUGCUCAAAGUAUAGCAACCUCUUCUCAACGCCGCCAAAACACUGCAAUUGUUCGCCACUAACAUUAAAGGUGCUUGAAAUAUCUUGUGACCCUGGUUUGUGGGACACUAUCAGCAAUGAGCUAGUCUACUGUUUCUUUAUGUCGUCCUUUUUU
This is a messenger RNA of Abrus precatorius (Indian licorice), 2171 nucleotides long. Its product is annotated as inositol transporter 1-like. The record is from RefSeq and is a predicted model, not a curated record. Gene Ontology annotation, molecular function: myo-inositol:proton symporter activity. Gene Ontology annotation, cellular component: membrane. The coding region runs from base 116 to 1612 and encodes 498 amino acids. NCBI's taxonomy places the organism in Eukaryota, Viridiplantae, Streptophyta, Magnoliopsida, Fabales, Fabaceae. The transcript has 8 exons. Gene Ontology annotation, biological process: transmembrane transport.